Cajanus cajan (pigeon pea) is the source of this 1710-nucleotide messenger RNA. RefSeq names its product protein LAZY 1. NCBI's taxonomy places the organism in Eukaryota, Viridiplantae, Streptophyta, Magnoliopsida, Fabales, Fabaceae. The record is from RefSeq and is a predicted model, not a curated record. Gene Ontology annotation, biological process: regulation of auxin polar transport; gravitropism.
ACUAGCCAUUAGGUUAUUUGAAUGUUGACAUAGAAUAACAAACAAUGUUUGUAAGUAUCUCUAUGUUUUUCUCCUUUCAAUUUAUCUCCCACACACAUAAAAUAACAAGCAGUUGUGUGCAUUAAGAUCUUAUGAAAUACAGUUUUUCCUGGAUCACAAGUCAGGCAAUCAAAGCGAGUAACAAUAUCAAAGGAUGAAGUUGCUUGGGUGGAUGCAUAGAAAAUUUCGGCAGAAUAGCUCUGAACCGUUCAAAGACUUGGUCAUAGGGAAUUGUUGCGAUGAUGAUCCGAAAGGAAACUUUGGGAAUUACAAACAUCAGAAUCAGAAAGAGCAGAACCUAAGAAAGUCUUUGGACGAUGAGUAUGAAGAUGAAGCAUCGGGUGGUAUGUACGAGCUGUUCCACGGGUUCCUGGCAAUCGGAACUCUUGGUUCUGGUUCGGAUCCAUCAGCAACGCCAGCAUUUGGCAUCUCCGUUGAGAAUAUAACGGAGAAGGAAGAGGAAGUGACGGAGAACGAACUGAAGCUGAUAAACGAUGAGCUGGAGAAGGUGCUGGUGCUGGGAGCGGAUGACGAGUCGUGUGGGAGAAACAGCCAUGUUAGCAAUGGGAGAAGCAGCCACGGAAGCAUAAUAACUCUCAGCGGAAAGGCGUUGGAAGCUGAUGCUACUGCUACUACAGUUUGUCCUCUUCAGGGAUAUCUGUUUGGAUCAGCAAUUGAAUUGUCCGAAACGACAACAACAGUGGCAAAGAAGGAGCACAGGACAUCUCUCGGUGAGCUCUUCCAGAAAACCAAAUUGGCCGAGGAGAGUUUUGGUGCAAAGGAUGAUAAGAGGGACGCUCCAGAUAAAUCCAUCAAAAAGAAACUCAAGAAAAUAAUGCUCAAUCACACUUCUUCACGAAGCUCUACCACAUCCACCGUUGAUUCUGCUACAGCAGACAGAAAACUGCAUAAGAUUCUCCACAUGUUUCACAGGAAAGUUCACCCUGAAAAUUCAACUGCUGCACAAAAGUGUGAUAAAUACCAAAAGAAUGAGAACAAGAAGAAAACAAUGAAUGAGGGAGGCCACAAUCCAAAGGAAGAUAUAAUAAUGAUACAUCCCAAAAGAGCAAUGGCAAAGGAAAACAUGCCACAAUAUAAGAUCCAACCAAAUCCACUCCAGUUUAUACUUGGCUGUGAAGAUUCAUCUGAUAAUAAGGAGCACUGGAUCAAAACAGAUGCGGAUUACUUGGUCUUGGAGCUCUAAAGGAAAUGGAAAGUCUCAGCUGAUUUAAAGCUAUCGUCCUGGAUUGCUAAGUAUAAUAUAUUGUGUUUGUAUUUAUUACUCAAUGCUAGCAGCAAAUGUUAAACAUAUAUGAUAUGAAAAACAGUUUGAGAGAAAAGUAAAUAAGAGAGGUAGUCAUCUUUCGUGUCUACCUCUUACAGUAGCGUAAAAUAUAUGUUUCUUAUAGUAAUCAUAAACAAUAUUUAUGGUUGACCUAAAAAUGUCAAUUAUAUGUACAAAUCAACUAUUAUCAUAAUGGUGUGCAACAGUGCAAGAAGGCGAUUAUGCAGACAAAUGGGUCUCGCCUGUCAGUUGUUAUUGGAUCUUUAUCUUUGUUUCAAACUUACAACCCCUUAUGUGUUUGGCUAUAGGCCUAUAGUUCCACAUUGCAUCAUUUAAUUAAGCAAGAUGUGAAUCAUUUUAAUAUGAUUCAUUAACAAUUGUUUAUA